AUGUUCCACGGAUCCAACAAAAGACUCAACGCUGCCGGGCUUGCUCCCGAGCACUCGAAGCUCCUCCCUGAACGUCAACCUAAGGACGACGAAGCUAACCUCCUUGAGUGCCUUCACCAACUCUACACCUCUGCCUCGCCCAGCGAUGCCUGCCUCUCUAUCUUCGCCAACGAAGCUAUCCUCACGCUCCCCACCGGUGACGUAGUUGUCGGACCAAAGGGCAUCAAGUCAAAAUUCUGCGACCUGCUCGCCCCCUACACCCAGCGCACCCUCCGCCAACGGCUGCUUGUCACACCCGAGUCCCUGCCACCGCGCACUAUCGUACUGGACCAGAUGCUGAGCCUCGCAUCUGCCGACUCUGAUGUGGUGAAAAGCGUCCACUCUCUCGUCGUCAUCAAGCGCAAAGUCCAAGACGGCAAAAUCUCUUGCCUCACCGAAGAGGAGGGUCAUCGCAAAGCCACAGCCCCCCUGGCAGCUCGUGCUGCUGCAGCAAACAGCUUCUACUCUCCCACCGACGCACAGCUCAGCCCGGUCACCUCGAAACUCAACUUGGCAAAGAGGAAGCAUCACAUCAAGGCCAAGCCUACAGCUCUUUUCGCCAACAGAUCUGGCUUGAGACAGGCGCUGCUUCCGGCAUCUCCAGCACAGAGUACUGGCACAAAUGCCGAUAUGGAGCUCUAA
This is a messenger RNA of Ustilago hordei, 681 nucleotides long. RefSeq lists its product as uncharacterized. The coding region runs from base 1 to 681 and encodes 226 amino acids. The transcript has 2 exons. The record is from RefSeq and is a predicted model, not a curated record. Lineage: Eukaryota; Fungi; Basidiomycota; Ustilaginomycetes; Ustilaginales; Ustilaginaceae.